Messenger RNA from Schizosaccharomyces osmophilus, 756 nucleotides. It is a transcript of the gene rpl701, whose product is annotated as RNase MRP subunit, ribosomal protein L7-like Rpl701. The record is from RefSeq and is a predicted model, not a curated record. The transcript has 2 exons. Gene Ontology annotation, molecular function: structural constituent of ribosome; RNA binding. The coding region runs from base 1 to 756 and encodes 251 amino acids. Gene Ontology annotation, biological process: maturation of LSU-rRNA from tricistronic rRNA transcript (SSU-rRNA, 5.8S rRNA, LSU-rRNA). Lineage: Eukaryota; Fungi; Ascomycota; Schizosaccharomycetes; Schizosaccharomycetales; Schizosaccharomycetaceae. Gene Ontology annotation, cellular component: cytosolic large ribosomal subunit.
AUGGCUGUAGCAUCGUCAACGGUCCCUUCCAAGGAGCAAAUCUUUGCUCCCGAGUCUCUUUUGAAGAAGAAGAAGACACAGGAGCAAUCUCGUGAACAACGUGUUGCUGCUGCUGCUGAAAAGAAAGGUCUUCGCCAAAAGAAGCGUGAACUCAUCGCCAAGCGUGCUGAAGCUUAUGAUGCCGAAUACCGUAAGGCUGAGCGUGAGCAAAUUGAACUUGGUCGUAAGGCUCGUGCCGAGGGCAACUUCUAUGUCCCUGAAGAACCCAAGUUGAUCUUCGUUAUCCGUCUUCGUGGUGUCAACAACAUCCCCCCUAAGGCUCGUAAGAUCAUGCAACUCUUGCGUUUAAUCCAAAUCAACAACGGUGUUUUCGUUAAGUUCAACAAGGCCACCAAGGAAAUGCUUCAAGUCGUCGAGCCUUAUGUUACCUAUGGUAGUCCCAACUUGAAGACUGUUCGUGAUUUGAUGUACAAGCGCGGUUUCGGAAAGAUCAACAAGCAACGUAUUGCUCUUACUGGUAACUCCCUCAUUGAAGAGAACUUGGGCAAGUACUCUAUCAUGUCUAUUGAGGAUUUGAUUCACGAAAUUUACACUGUUGGCCCUAACUUCAAGCAAGCUUCCAACUUCGUCUGGCCCUUCCAGCUCUCUUCUCCUUUGGGUGGUUUCAGAGCUCGCAAGUUCACCCACUUCAUCGAGGGAGGUGAUACUGGUAAGCGUGAUGAGCACAUUAACACUCUUGUUAGAAAGAUGCUUUAA